AUGACUGGUGAGGAGGUGGACUUCGCCGUUAAAGAGCAAUUAACUCGAGCAACAGCCACUGCCAAAUUGUCGUGUUUGGCACUACCGGCACUACCAGCAAAGCCAAGAGCCUGUCCCUGCUUGAAGUCACUGGAAAGUCGGCUUCUCUGUGUGGCAGCUUUGUCUCCCCCUCAGUUAAGGGAACAGCCGGGAUGUUCUGACAGGCGCACGGAUACGCGGGGCCGGGCUGACACGUGUGGGCAGCAGCGCAUGCAGCCACCGCUGCCCUCGAGGCUCUUUGUGGUGUUUGGUGUCUGCAUGGGCGCAAUGCCACUCUACGUGACUUUGACUACAAACUGCUGUUCCGGAGACGGGGACUGGGCUUGUUUCCUUGGCGAAGCCAUUUUGUGUCUCAUUUUUGAGAAUUACGAGAACAGCGGCGCUUGGAUGUUGCGUGAGAAGAUCCCGUGCAGCCGUGUUGCUGCGGCGGGGAGCGGCGCGGCGCUGCACAGAAACGCAUUAUUCUUCUGUCUUUACACAGUGAAUCUCUUCCUAACUGGGAAAAUAGAAAGUGCUGUCACCUCAUUAGCUGCUUGCAGUGGAGAACUGGAACAGCACACAGAGAGAAGGGGAGUCAUCUACAGCCCUUCCUGGCCACUAAACUAUCCCCCAGCUGUAAACUGCAGCUGGUACAUUCAAGGAGAUCGUGGAGACAUGAUAACAAUUAGUUUUAAGAACUUUGACUUGGAAGACUCUCAGAAAUGCACAGUAGACUGGUUGAUGAUUGGCCCUUCUUCCAAGAGGGAGGAAUACAAAGUGUGUGGAUCUUCCAUACCUCCAUCUUUCAUUUCCUCAAGGGAUCACGUUUGGAUAUUUUUUCACUCCGAUGCAUCAAGCUCAGGACAGGCUCAGGGAUUUCGCCUUUCUUAUAUUAGAGGAAAAAUAGGUCAGGCUGUUUGUCAGUCAGACGAAUUCCGCUGUGCAAAUGGAAAGUGUAUUCCCAGCACUUGGAAGUGUAAUUCCAUGGAUGAGUGUGGGGAUAACUCAGAUGAGAGAAACUGCACUGUCCCUCCAACAGAGCCUCAAUCCAGCAUCUGUCCCUCAGGAACAUUCCAGUGUAGCGUAGUCCAUUCCACCAAGUGCUUGACAAACGAGCUGAGAUGUAAUUCAGUAAAAGACUGCAGUGAUGGGUCAGACGAGGAUAAUUGUCCUGAUCUUUCAUGUGGUAAAAGGCUGGGUAAUUUUUAUGGGUCUUUUGCUUCCCCAGAUUUAUUCCGUGCUGAUCACAGCAGAUCAGAUCUUCGCUGCACAUGGUACGUGGACACACAGGAUAAUCGACACGUUCUGUUGCAGCUUGAUUUACAGUUGGGCUACAAUGACUAUGUAAAGGUGUAUGAUGGCAUUGGGGAAAGAGGUGAUAAAUUAAUGCAAACGUUUUCAUAUCACAACAACAGGCACUCGGUGAGUGUGGAGUCUUCAAAGGGCCAACUCACUGUCUCGUAUCAUGCCCGUCCCAAGAGUAUUGGCCAUGGGUUCAAUGCAACAUAUCAGGUGAAAGGAUAUUGCCUUCCUUGGGAACACCCUUGCGGAAGUGACGAGGAGUGUUUCACAGACAAGCAGCAUUGCGAUGGCUGGUGGCACUGUCCAAAUGGCAAGGACGAGGAGAACUGUCCCGCUUGCCAGAAGAAUGAGUACCCAUGUGAAGGAAACAGUGGGCUUUGCUACUCAAUACUUGACCGAUGUAAUAACCAGAAGAACUGCCCGGAUGGCUCGGAUGAAAAGAACUGCUUUACUUGCCAGCCAGGAAACUUCCAUUGUGGUACAAAUCUGUGCAUCUUUGAGACUUGGCGUUGUGAUGGCCAAGAAGACUGCCAGGAUGGAAGCGAUGAACAUAACUGCCUGGUGAUCGUGCCCAGGAAGGUCAUCACAGCCGCUCUCAUCGGGAGUCUCGUGUGUGGCUUGCUGCUGGUGAUAGCACUGGGCUGUGCAUUUAAGUUAUAUUCUCUAAGGACCAGGGAAUACAGAGCAUUUGAGACCCAGAUGACACGACUAGAGGCAGAGUUUGUGCGGCGGGAAGCUCCACCUUCCUAUGGGCAGCUGAUCGCACAAGGACUUAUCCCACCAGUUGAGGACUUCCCUGUGUACAACGCGUCGCAAGCUUCUGUGCUGCAGAAUAUUCGCACAGCCAUGAGGAGGCAGAUGAGGCGUCACUCGUCGAGACGGAGCUCCUCUCGGAGGCGCUUGGGCAGGCUCUGGAGCAGACUCUUCCACAGGCCGCGGGCGCGAGGACAGAUCCCACUCCUGACUCCGGCCCGCGCUUCCCAGACGACGCUGGGUGACGGGAUCAUCAACCAUGCCGAGGGGACCAUCAGCCGUGCUGACGGGGCCGUUCGGAGCCCUCCACCUUCCCCCGAAAGACCUAAUUUAGAGGCAGAUGCUCUUGGCCAGGCCAGGGACCUCCAAGAAGCUGAAUGUAGCAGCUUGCAGACAGAGACUGAAACUGCAGAACUGUCUCCCUCCGAUGUCUUAUCUAGUACUUGCACAGCUGCAUAUGCAGAGCCUGAGACUGGACACACUGAUAAAUCUUUAGGUGCUGAGAGCUCUACUAGUGAGCUUAAACAGCCCAGCAAAGUGGAUUCAGGAAAGGCUUUCAGAGAUCCUUUGUCUGAAAGUGUUACAGAAACGACCCAUGGAGGGUCAGCAUCCAGAAGGACUGUCACAGAGGGCAGUAGUUCGAGUAGAAGUCAUCCAUUGAGUGAAGAGCCGUGUAGGUUACCCUUAAAAGCGUGGGGGUCUGCUUAUUCAGACAGCCCUGUGAAUGUUCAUAUUCCAGUGGAUGGACAAAACCGAUGCUGCCCUAACGCAUAUCGGGAGGAGCCUUUGGGUAUUCGUGCGGCUGGUUGCCAUUCUGUAGAAGUGCCAAUGUUAGAGUCCUCUACUCCCCUCUCAGAAAUCAGUACCAGUGAUGAUGAAUCUUUACUUGUUUGCUAAUAAAAUUUUGUUCCAGCCCUGUAGAUUUUGUAACUUCAUUGUUUAUAUGACAGUGCACUUUGAUUAUUGGUGGUAAGUCUGUGCUCUCGACUUCGUCUGUUGAAACCAGUGUGCUUUAAUUCCCCAGGGAGUAUAAGACUUAAACAGGACAAGCUUUUGUCUUUGUUGCUAUUCCUGAAACUCCAGUGGGGCAGAAAUAGGCCAGUACGUGAUAUCAGGGGCUAGGAGAGCAAGAAUGUGUUAUUGCAGUUUGGAGGUGUCUCCAUCCUCUGUUACUACUUCUGUGCAUUUAUUCACCUUGCAUUCAGGGAAUUUGUGUUUCUUUGCUUUUCAAAGUGGUCUUACUGAAAGCGGAGCUCUGUUGGAACCUGGGGUAGGCAGCAGU
This is a messenger RNA of Tinamus guttatus (white-throated tinamou), 3355 nucleotides long. NCBI's taxonomy places the organism in Eukaryota, Metazoa, Chordata, Aves, Tinamiformes, Tinamidae. The record is from RefSeq and is a predicted model, not a curated record.